Tachysurus vachellii is the source of this 4178-nucleotide messenger RNA. RefSeq names its product threonine aldolase 1 (gene tha1). Gene Ontology annotation, molecular function: L-allo-threonine aldolase activity. The transcript has 7 exons. Lineage: Eukaryota; Metazoa; Chordata; Actinopteri; Siluriformes; Bagridae. Gene Ontology annotation, cellular component: cytosol. The record is from RefSeq and is a predicted model, not a curated record. Bases 154 to 1419 code for a protein of 421 amino acids. Gene Ontology annotation, biological process: glycine biosynthetic process; L-threonine catabolic process.
UGUCGAGGUUCUGAAACCCUUAUUAUCGAUGCUUCACGCUCCAUUGUGCAUGCCUUGAUUUUUAAACGGUAUAGUGAAUGAUUACUCAAUGUAGCAACACAAAGUGCAAGUGUUUGGGAAAGAGUAGAUUUUGUUCUGUAACCUUUCUAUAAGAUGUCCGUUUUAGUUCGAUCUGUGGUGCGUUGUGUAAAAUUCCGCUGGGUCUCAGAGCGAAUCCUCCAUUACGGUGGUUCUUUGCAUGUAGCGAAUCAGGUCAGUUUUUACCACCAGAACAGCAGCUCGGUGAAUCGGGGCUCCGCGCGCUGGCACACGGUGGAUCUGCGCAGUGACACGGUGACUGAGCCUGGCGAAGCCAUGCGCAAUGCCAUGGCACAGGCCAGGGUCGGUGAUGAUGUGUUCGGCGAAGACCCCACCGUUAAUGAACUGCAGAAAGUGGCAGCUGAUAUGUUUAGCAUGGAAGCAGCUUUGUUUGUACCCACAGGAACCAUGAGCAAUUUGAUUGCUGUCAUGGUGCACUGCAGAGAGAGGGGGGAUGAGAUGAUACUGGGAGAUCUCUCUCAUCUGCACAUCUAUGAGCAGGGAGGGAGUGCACAGCUUGCUGGUGUACACUCCAGGACACUCACGAAUCUAUCUGAUGGAACGUUUGACCUGGAGCAGCUGGAAUCAAAGAUCCGCCAUGGCUACCCCGAUGCACACUAUCCCCGCUCACGGCUGGUUUGUGUAGAAAACACUCACAAUAUCAUGGGUGGACGUGUUCUCCCUGUCUCCUUCCUACAGCAGGUGCGCUCUGUAGCAGAUAAGUACGGACUUGCUGUACAUAUGGAUGGUGCUAGGUUGAUGAAUGCAGCAGUGGCACUGGGUGUGCAUCCCUCUGUCAUAAUCAAACACUGCCACACGGUCAGUGUGUGUCUAUCUAAGGGUUUAGGAGCACCUGCUGGGACCAUGCUUGCUGGGUCUAAAGAGUUCAUCCAGAGAGCAUUGCGUGCUCGUAAAGCGCUGGGAGGUGGAAUGCGCCAGUCAGGCAUUUUAGCUGCAGCUGGAAAGAUAGCCCUUGUGGACAUGAUAACUAGACUGGAGGAGGACCACAGAAAUGCCAGAACCUUUGCCAAAGCUCUUACCCAGUGUGAUCCUCCUUUGUACCAUGUGGACAUGUCUUCUGUUGAAACAAACAUAGUACGCUUCGGUUUGCGAGUUCCUGGGUUGAGUCCAACUCGUUUCUGUGAGCUGAUGGAGGAGGUGAGCAAUGAGGAGAUUGCCGCUCUGAACCAGGGAGUACGUGUGCUCAUGUUCCCUCAUGUCGGGGGUACAGUGAGAGCUGUGUGGCAUCUCAACGUCAGUGAGGAGGACACCCAACUAGCUAUAAAGAAAGCCCAGUUUGUGGCCCAACAGUUUGGGUUGAAAUCAGCAAGAAACAGAUGAAAGCAAGUGCAAAAUCUUCAAUCAUCAUCAAUGUCUACUUUAGUUAUAAAGUGUUGCAAGAUAUUUUUAACCAAAUCAGGAAAAUUUGGUUUUACAUUACACUCCAGUACUUCUUUUAAAAUUGUAAGGCCUUAUGGACACUGAAGCUUCCACUAAAGUUUCAACAUUAAAGAUCCUACAAGAUUUGGCUGAAAAGUGAGAUCAAGGGUCUGAAUGAAUGCAAAAAAUUUGAGAGAAAACCCUAACCAGUGAUAUUGCCGUGUGCAUGUCAAUGUUUUACUUGAAUAGACUUUAACCUAGCAUAAAAUAUAUCAAGCACCAGCACAUACAGUUCUGUGUGUGUGUGUGUGUGUGUGUGUGUGGGUGUUUUGUAGUCAACCUGCAAGUGUUUUAACAGUCCUGAAGGUGCUUGGGUAUGAGCUACAGGAGUUGGUUCCCCAACUGUUUUGUUGUUAGCAUGGUGAAGAACACAUUUCACACAUCAAAUGAAACUGCCAUGUAAAAGAACCUAGACUGUGACUGUGAAUUUGUUUGGCUAAAUAUGACAAAAAAAAAAAUACCUCAAGAGCUACAUAAUUCUGUGAGUGCACCAGCAAAAUCUACACCUACACCUGGAUACUGAACUUCUAUCAGUCACAGUGCACAAACAGAGAACAUAAUUGUCCAACUAGAAUCUGCAAAAUUAUUGUAAAUCUUUCUGGAUGACCAUUAUAAAUGCUGCAGCCUCAUCAAAAGUAAAAUGACUGAAGAAUCAGGAGAGCAAGAGCCAGAUUAUAAUAAUUGCAUGCACAAAGGCAACCAGGGUGUUCUAUAGUCUAAAUAUAAGUUGGACACAGCAGGCUUUAAUACAGUAUGUGCAAGAGGACACACAUAAACACACACAAACACAAAAGCAUAUUAUACCUAAGGCUAAGUCAGGAAAAAAUACUUGAGCAUGAAGAGUGAACAAAGACAAUUACAGACAUUAAACUGAAUUGAUCUUAAAAUUGAUAAAUUACGUAUCCAAUAAUUACCAGAAUAUAUUAGAAAGCCAGAAAUAAUAUAAAAAAAACAGGAAACUAACACAAUGGAAUACUAUAAUUUGAGAUAACUCAUUCAUUCAUUCAUUCAUCUUCUACCACUUAUCCGAACUACCUCAGGUCACGGGGAGCCUGUGCCUAUCUCAGGCGUCAUCGGGCAUCAAGGCAGGAUACACCCUGGACGGAGUGGCAACCCAUCACAGGGCACACACACACUCUCAUUCACUCACGCAAUCACACACUACGGACAAUUUUCCAGAGAUGCCAAUCAACCUACCAUGCAUGUCUUUGGACCGGGGGAGGAAACCGGAGUACCCGGAGGAAACCCCCGAGGCACGGGGAGAACAUGCAAACUCCACACACACAAGGCAGAGGCGGGAAUCGAACCCUCAACCCUGGAGGUGUGAGGCGAAUGUGUUAACCACUAAGCCACCGUGACCCCCUUUGAGAUAACUAUAAUUAUAAAGCACAUUAUAUACAGUAUUGGUUUGAAAGUGACAGCCACAUACUGCUAUUACUGCAAGCUUGAAAUUAUACUGGUCCAUGUUUUAGAUAUAUAGUGAGGACCAGAUGUCUGAGACCAAAAGUGAAAAUGCUUAUUUUUCAUUAUUUUCAAUUGAAUACAGCCAUUUUUGUUACAAAUUAUACUGAUGACAUCAACUUGAGUGAAAAUUUGAGUCUUUGCAAAUAUCUGGAUAAAUUACGUUUAUUUUCUUUGUCUUAAAAAUUCUAAAACCGGUUUAUUUCCCAUUUUCAAUGUGGUCUCAGGCUUUUAGAUCACUUUAAGUACUCAUAUAAAGUAAUAUAAUCAAUGUUUUCUCUAAAUUUCUGCUGGUAAUAAGAUUGUCCUGUAGCACACAUAAUGACAUGUUUUUCAUUUUGGAAUAAUGAGUCUGUCACCAAGGUUUGCAUAUUAAGUACAUGUAACACAUGCCCCAUAAACACACACACUCAUUCUGAAGAUAGAUUGCCUUAAUGACCAGAAGGAUAUUGCAUUUGCUGAGCUGCAUCUCAAUCCAGAGCCCUGAGCCACACACUAGUCACAGUGUUUGAGAUCAGCUACAUAAAGAGGCACUUUACAAGUGUCAGCGUUAAUAAAAAUUAUAUAUACAAAAUGUCCAUAAAUAGUACUGCACUGUAUCUUUUUUCUAAGUGAAUACACCUUGGAUGUAUGAACAGAAUUCAAUUAACUUUGAACAAUAGUUGCCUAUGGCAACAAUAAGUGCCACAGCAAAACAUUGUUCUAGUGUUAUAUUCAUGUGAAACAUCUAUUUUAAUAUAAUUGAAUUCAUUCAACAUUUGAAAAACAUACAUUGAAAAAAGCUUAUAGCAUGGAUGAUAUUAUGUUAUAAAGUUUUUACUCAUCAAGUUAUUGAGAUUAACAGUAUGUAAUACUGCAAGUUGAACUAAAGGAAUGUGUAAGCCAUUGUAAAAUGUCUCAACCACUGUAUGUAUAACAAUAAUUACUGAAUGGGCAGUUACAGAUGAUCCUAAAAGAUGAUGAAGUUAAAUAAUGUCAAGCACAUUAGGUAAAGCACAUAUAUAAAAAUUAUAACCCACUGUGUCCUGGUAUUUACUGUGCAUACAUUUUUACAAAUGUGAUACGUUAAAUGUUCUUUUGAUAGUUAAUAUUGAUAUUUGAAUUUUUUUUUAACUUCAUAUAAGUGUUGUAUUUUAAACACAACAGGUCCAGGAGGUUGAUAUGAAACACUGCUGACAAGACAAGUUCAGAAUAACAAG